Messenger RNA from Lepus europaeus (European hare), 1436 nucleotides. RefSeq names its product L-lactate dehydrogenase C chain. Gene Ontology annotation, biological process: carboxylic acid metabolic process. The coding region runs from base 329 to 1327 and encodes 332 amino acids. The record is from RefSeq and is a predicted model, not a curated record. The transcript is spliced from 8 exons. Gene Ontology annotation, cellular component: cytoplasm. Lineage: Eukaryota; Metazoa; Chordata; Mammalia; Lagomorpha; Leporidae. Gene Ontology annotation, molecular function: L-lactate dehydrogenase (NAD+) activity.
UGCAGGGCAGCUCGCGGGCCAUGACCGUUGCUGGGCUUCGCACCUCAACCGUCGUUGAUGUGUUUUGCUGAUGCCGCUUUCUGGCUUUGCUGACAGGCAGGGCGUUGUGCUUUCGGGCCAUCUGUUCUGAUUUUCGCCAAGCAAAGUGCUUGUGAGUGGCUGGUGCUGGGGAAAAAUGACGGCUGGGGGCGGGGAGAAAUAAAAAAAGUCUUGGUGUCCCAGCCCCUAGCCUUGUUAGAGUCUUUGCACCCCCACCCUCAGCCCAGGAAAUUCUUUGGCUUUCCUUCUCCCCCAGCUCCAGCAUCUGCAAACUCAAGAGGUUCUCAAAAUGUCAACGGUGAAGGAACAGCUUAUUGAGAAUCUGACUGCAGAAGAUAAAGCCUCCCAGUGCAAGAUCACCAUUGUUGGAACUGGUGCCGUCGGCAUGGCGUGUGCUAUUUGUAUCUUGCUGAAGGAUUUGGCUGAUGAACUCGCCCUUGUUGAUGUUGCAGAGGACAAACUGAAGGGAGAGAUGAUGGAUCUUCAGCAUGGCAGCCUUUUCUUUAGUACUUCAAAGAUUACAUCUGGAAAAGAUUACAUCGUGUCUGCAAACUCCAAAUUAGUUAUUGUCACAGCAGGUGCAAGGCAGCAAGAGGGAGAAGGUCGCCUUGCUCUGGUCCAACGUAAUGUGAAUAUCAUGAAAUCAAUCAUUCCUACCAUAGUCCGUCACAGCCCUGACUGCAAAAUGCUUAUUGUUUCAAAUCCAGUGGAUAUUUUGACAUACGUGGUUUGGAAGCUAAGUGGCUUACCUGCGACUCGUGUAAUUGGAAGUGGCUGUAAUCUCGAUUCUGCCCGUUUCCGUUACCUCAUUGGAGAGAAGUUGGGUGUCCAUCCCACAAGCUGCCAUGGCUGGAUUAUUGGAGAACAUGGUGAUUCUAGUGUGCCUUUAUGGAGUGGAGUGAAUGUUGCUGGAGUUGCCCUGAAGUCUCUGGACCCUAAAUUAGGAACUGACGCAGACAAGGAGCAGUGGAAAACUAUUCAUAAACAAGUCGUUGAAAGUGCCUAUGAGAUUAUCAAGCUGAAGGGAUAUACCUCCUGGGCUAUCGGACUGUCUGUGACAGAUCUGGUAGGAUCAAUUCUGAAAAAUCUUAGGAGAGUGCAUCCAGUUUCCACUAUGGUUAAGGGCUUAUAUGGAAUAAAAGAAGAGAUCUUCCUCAGCAUCCCUUGUAUCUUGGGGCGGAACGGCGUCUCGGACAUUGUGAAAGUGAACUUGAGUUCUGAGGAGGAGACCCUUUUCAAGAAGAGUGCAAACACACUGUGGGAUGUCCAGAAGGACCUAGUAUUUUAAAGCCGUCCACUUUCCUGCUGUCUCAUAGAAAAGAAGAUAGUAGGCUGUAUAUUUUACGUUUUGAAAAUAUUUUUAUCUGACCUGUAAAAUAAAAAAAACCAACAUUGGA